CAUAAUUUCGUGAACGUGAAAUAGAGUAGUAGUUGUAGAUGGUAGUGGUUCGUUUCAUUGUUGUUGAUACCUGUUGAUGUUAUUUCAGUUUACAUGUUAACGUUGGUGUAAGUUGUGUUACGAAACUCUGUACUUCUUAUUACACUUUGAAUAAAAAUAUUGUAUUUUUAUUAAUUACUAUCGCGAAGUAUCGCAUAUUAGUUUAUUAUUCGCGAUGCUCUAAACGACGUGAGUGAAUUAAAGUGCCGAUCUAUUUAUUUCUUAACGAAGAGUUACCAUUGAAAAAUGCAUUCGGUGUCAGUUUUGUGAUUUUUUAACACAGUUGGUAUAGUUAUUCGAAAAAAUACGCUGAAAAGUUGUUCAUCGGUUUCCAAUGAAUCCGUUUCAAAAGGAAUUAUCGAGACCUCCAAUUUAUAACCCUGAAGACUACGCUUUAUCAUUGAAAAAAUGGACCAGUAAACCGAUAGUAAAUACGAACGAGCAAAAUGAGACACCUCAGCCUUGUUCUGCUGAAAGGGAGAUGAGCUUGAGACAAUUUUCUAGCAUUUCGGAUCUAUUGAAUAAACUCAAAACUGAUCUUCGCCUCGCCUAUAUUAGUUUCGUGCAAGAAUUUGUAGCUGACCCGAUAGAUGGAAUUACAUUACUUCUAGAGCUCCUUCGCACCAUACAAGCCAACGAUAGCAAUCAACACACGAAGGCAACAUCAGCUCUGCAUCGUCGGUCUUUACUUGAUGAAAAUUCUUGUUUACAGUGUCUCCGGUAUUCUCUGAGAUGUCCUGAAACGACUAGGAGAUUAGCUAUGGCCCCCACUGGUCUUUUUUCACUCACUGUAUGCAUAAUGAGCAGCGUCAGUAAAUCUAGGAUAAUUGCUCUUGAGUUAUUGACAAAAAUAUGCUGUUAUUCAAUUGCUGGUCAUAACGCGGUAUCCGAGGCGAUGUCGACUAUGCGGUUAAGAUUCGGAGAACCCGUUAGGUUUCGGUUUUUGGUCAGCAUGCUUAAUGGAGCCGCCGCCGAUUUGUUACUAUCGGGAUUAAGAUUUAUUAAUACGUUUUUGGAAACUUCGCCCAAAAAGCAAAUACAUUUUUAUAUUCAAGCUGAACUCGAGCAAGCUGGAUUUAGCAUAAAGACUUUGAAAGAUAUGAUGCCUUCCAAAAAUUCCGAAAAUGAAGCAAUAACCGAGGAAUUGAAUCGAUGGUCAAGGUUGUACAUUGAUGUCGAAGUCUUAAAAAAUAAUCACAAUAAUAAAUGUAAAGAAAUAUCAGCGUUGAAAGAAAAAAUUUCAGAACUGGAAGCACAAAUAAGGGUUCUGCAAAGUGAAAAACAAUCUUUUUUAUCCGAAAACCGCUUUAAAGAACGAUCCUCCAAACUAAACAUCUCAACUUCCGACUCGUGUUCGAACUCGAUUGAAAAAUCAUUCACAUUCAAAACUCAUAUCAAUUACCCGAAACAAGGAGGUGAAAAUUCAACACCAGCCGAAGACGAAGGUAUCAGUUCGUCAGAUCAAGAUGAUUCGGAGGAGAAUAACCUCCAUCAUCAGAAUAAUUUGAACACAUACGUAUACGGAGCACAGAACAAUUCACCACCCAUGAAGUACAAAUAUAAUUGCGAUACAACUUCAGUCGACCCUACAAUAGACGAGGUGAUGAAAGGUUUCCAGAAUCUCAUCAACGAAGUAAAAAACCACCAUAAUAAUCAGGAAAACUUGAAACAAAAAAGAUCUCAAGUUAAAAAUUCAAGUUUCGAGUCGGUUUCAAGAGCCAUUAUCAUUCAAGAAGAAAGCGACAUAAUUCCCUCCAAAAUCCUACCCGAACCACCAAAGAAAUCACGAAGCUUGCAUUUUUUACACGAUAAUAUCGAAUUGAAUCCUUUUUUCGAGGAUGAAAGUGCAGAUAAUUCACGCUGUAGUUGUUCUUCUCAAGAGUGUUGUUCAUCGGCUGCAUCUGAUCACGAAUAUUCAAAAAUUGAUUACUCUUACGAAAACGAUACCUAUCUAAACAAAAGUUGCGGGAGUCCGCAAGUUAAUGGACGAAAAAAUACAAAACUCAAUGGUCUCAAAAGAAGCGAAACCUUUCAUUACUUACAAAAUGAAGGUAAACGUAAAACGGCGAAUGUUUCGAAUCACAGGAUGAACAUUCCACCGAAAUUCGAGAAUAAAAAAAAUAUAAACCAGAAGAAUAAUAAUUAUAUUAUACAAAACUCGAAUAAUUUUGAAAAAGAAUUAAAGAAUAAAAAUUUAGGUGUAAAACAAAAUACCAAAGUUUCCCGUUCGGUUAGCACGAAACCGUUGAUGAAUCAGGUGAAAGCUCCCAAUUCGCCAUCUUUUCCACCGAGUACUAAAAUUAAUCCUAUUUCUUAUUUUUUAAAUAAAUCCAACGGAUUUCCCACCAACGUUUCUGAUUUUACUUUGAAAAGACAUAAUAACGCUGGUCUUUAUUCCGGACAAAAUCACGUUCAAAAUUCAUCGAGUAAUAAUUAUAACAACAAUCAGGUAACCACGAUCACUUCUAGUUAUCCUAAAAGAUGUGCUGGUAGUCCGAAGGAAAUCAAUUAUAAUGGAUACAGCGGUAAAAUUAUGGAUUUCCCUUCAGGGUUGUAUUAAUCUAUGUCUUUUUUCCAGUAUUUCGAAUAAAUAGAUAAAAUUCCAAUUUUUGUUUUGAAAAAAAAAUAAAAUAGCAUAUGAUGCAUGAAGUGUUUUGAUAUUUUACUUAUUAUUUUGUUUAAAAUUAAAACAAAAUUGAAUGGAUUUUAAUUUUUUAACAAAAUGCAAAUUAUUCAUUUUUAUGCAGGUAUCAACUAAAUGAUGAGAAAGUACCUACUUAUCCUAUGUAUUGCUUGGUUACAAUGUUAUUUAAUUUUUUGCAAUCUUAAUGUGUAUUAUAGUUUCAUUGUUUUAAUACUAUUUAUUUAUUUUAUCUUUUUAUUUGUGUAUUUUGUUUGUUCGUUUUAAAAAUGAUUCAUUCAUUUCAAAAGCGACUCCUCAUUCUGAAUAAAAUCAUUCUCAUGUACAUUUAUCAUGUAAAUAUAGAAGUUGGAUCUUUUUU
Molecule: messenger RNA, 3041 nt
Organism: Planococcus citri (citrus mealybug)
Lineage: Eukaryota; Metazoa; Arthropoda; Insecta; Hemiptera; Pseudococcidae
Gene: mwh
Product: multiple wing hairs
Exons: 6
Coding region: 374-2599 (741 amino acids)
Biological process (GO): cell migration; cortical actin cytoskeleton organization; regulation of cell shape
Cellular component (GO): cytosol
Molecular function (GO): actin filament binding; small GTPase binding
Source: RefSeq, a predicted model, not a curated record